AAUCUAUCUGAGAUGGUGCGAAAAGGUCCCAUGUGCCUUGAGUGUUUCUCUUGUACCUAUCCAUUCGGCUGCGGACAAAGAUCCAACGAUUUAGUCCAUCAUCUGACGAAGAUGUGGAAAUAUGACUCUCUUGCUGACUUGGCGCUCUAGAAAAGCAGGAAUAGGAGCUAUUCUGCCUCCUAAGGGUAGUAAGGAAACGAAGCGGCCGGGCGCUAAGAAGAAAAAGCAAGUAGACCAAGCCAGGGGUUGUGUGCCUAUGACCAUGCCUUCUUUUAUUUACCCCGUCUAUCUCCUUGGCACAGUCUUCAUAUACUCUUCUCCAAAAAAUCUUGGGUGUCAUCCUUGUUGUGAAGCGAGGACCUUGGUGGACGAUGGAAUCCUUAAAAGAGGACGAAAGACAGUUAUCGUAAUGGUUUCUAUUCUCUAACUCUUUCUGAUACACUAUUAUAAACAAGUCCGACUAUCGUGCGCAUAUCACUUUGCACGGUUUUUUUUUCAAGAUCAAUUCCAUCUUUACCCGUGCUGGAACUUGGAAUCCCCGGUGCAUUCCCUUGUCAGGAUGGACGUGGAACAGUCACGUUCCCUCCAAGGUGAUACUAGUGGCAUUACGCCUAAUACUUGCGAAAUCGGAAACGACUAUGACGGUCGUAUGGGCCUCCGUGUUUCAUCUAUUUUCGUCAUCAUGGCUGGCUCGAUGACAGCGGCACUUUUCCCUGUGCUGGUGAUGCGUUCAAAGACAGUUGGCGCUAAGUGGGAGCGAAUCGCACAACGGACAUUUUUUAUUGCCAAAUAUUUUGGCUCUGGUGUCAUCAUUGCGACUGCGUUUAUUCAUUUGCUGGCUCCAGCGGAAGAGGCUCUAAGGGAUGACUGCUUGGCUGGUUCGAUCUCGAAGUAUCCCUGGGUGGAGGGGAUCAUUCUCAUGACCAUUGUUGCCAUGUUCCUGGUGGAAUCGAUGAUUAUGCGCCAUUCAUCUCUCGACUCGAGUCAACAGAACGAGAUCGUUGAUAAUGGCGAUCGGUGUUUUGGCGACGUUGAUACUUCUGGUGGAUGGAAUCAGGCCAAGCGUCACGCGCUGAUGGACGAGAAUUUGCGCCAUCCCCAGCAAUACCAAGACACAGAGAUGGCUCGAGGCAACCUGGCAUUUGCGGACGACUAUGCAGGCCAACUUGUCGGUGUUUUCGUUUUGGAAUUUGGGAUCAUCUUCCAUUCCAUAUUCAUAGGCCUUACACUUGCAGUUGCGGGCUCUGAAUUCGACACGCUCUACAUUGUUCUCACCUUCCACCAGACAUUCGAGGGCCUAGGUCUGGGAUCCCGCCUCGCCAUGAUUCCAUGGCCGAGUUCCAGGCGCUGGACACCUUACGUUCUGGCCAUUGCCUAUGGCCUGACUACCCCCAUUGCCGUCGCAGUUGGCUUGGGAGUGCGCAAUACUUACCCGCCUAGUGCUCGGUCAACACUGAUAGUCAACGGCGUUUUUGAUGCCAUCUCAGCAGGCAUUCUUAUUUACACUGGCCUUAUUGAGUUAAUUGCCCGCGAUUUCCUGUUCAGCUCAUUCAUGCGGCGGGCUCCUCUUUGUACUGUUUGGUCCGCAAUUCUUCUGCUCUGCCUUGGUGCAGGUCUCAUGGCGCUGCUCGGCAGGUGGGCGUAACUAUGUAUAUUAAGACUAAAUCUGGGCUGAGUGCUUUGGCAUUAUUAAGCUAAUAAUGGGAGGAAACUUCUUGAGGCAAGAAUUCGAGAGAUGAGAACGAACAACCAUAGCUCGUACAUUGCGCUAAGAUGGGAAAUUUGCACCCUGCCACAAAAUAGGUAGUUAGAGGCCAUUGAUAUUCCUCCCUUCAUCUUAUCUUUGCCUUUUU
This is a messenger RNA of Aspergillus calidoustus, 1853 nucleotides long. Lineage: Eukaryota; Fungi; Ascomycota; Eurotiomycetes; Eurotiales; Aspergillaceae. The record is from the annotation of a GenBank genome assembly.